Molecule: messenger RNA, 872 nt
Organism: Carya illinoinensis
Lineage: Eukaryota; Viridiplantae; Streptophyta; Magnoliopsida; Fagales; Juglandaceae
Product: trafficking protein particle complex subunit 2-like protein
Exons: 5
Coding region: 183-614 (143 amino acids)
Biological process (GO): endoplasmic reticulum to Golgi vesicle-mediated transport
Cellular component (GO): TRAPP complex; cytoplasm; nucleus
Source: RefSeq, a predicted model, not a curated record
GUCUUAUCAUUUUAAGGAUUAGAUCGUUAAUUUCUCCUAAAAAGUAACCAAAAAAUCCACGAAAUUUGUUGGGUAUGCAGGUGGCCCGUAGCAAGAAGGAAGGUCUAGCACAAUAGAGUGAGACGGUACUGCACUUCGCUCCACUUGGAAAACACAUCUGCUCUGUACGGAAAACGGAGAAGAUGAUCGUGUGCGUCGCCGUUGUUGGCCACCAGAACAACCCGCUGUACAUACAGAGCUUCACGGAGGCUGACGAUGCCCUCAAGCUCCAUCACAUCGUCCACUGCUCCCUCGAUGUCGUCGACGAGCGAGUGAACAAUCCGAAAAAAUAUGGGCCGACGCUAAACGAGCCAUUUCUGGGUCUGCUUUAUCCGACCGAAAAUUACAAAGUGUACGGGUAUCUGACUAAUACAAAGGUGAAGUUUAUCGUGGUGACAACGGGUCUAGAUGUCAGAGACGCCGAUGUUCGAAAUUUUUUCAGGAGGUUCCAUGCUGCAUAUGUUGAUGCGGUUUCAAACCCGUUUCACGUGCCAGGGAAAAAAAUAACCUCCAGAACUUUUGCAGAAAGGGUCAGCACCAUAGUCAAAUCAUUUGGGUUGAGUUCAGCUGGGUGAAUAAUCGCCGUUAGUCUAGAAGCUAAACCUUUAUGAAUUUUCCUUUAUGAAUCUUGUUGAAUAUGUAUGCCCUCCCACCGUUUUUGUUGCACUGCUUUUGUUUCACAUAGGAUCUGGGUCUAAGUGAGCUCAUCCAUGUAUCUCAGAGAUUGUAACACUUACCUUCCGACAGAACUGCAAAUUAAGUGAUAGCGGAGCUACAAACAAGUGAUCUUGUUAUUUCUUGUUACUUGGAAAUUCUUAUCAUAUUUGGCUUAA